AUAUACGUCAAGUCACAGAAAGGAAGUGAAAAGGACUAUUACUUUUUUUUUUUUUUCAUUCACUGUAUUAUAUAAAACUAACUUUACGCAAGGAAACUGUUUCUGGUUCGUCACGAGUUGGAGAGUUUGGAAUCUCCGCUGCCGUUCUGACCCGAGUCUCCCUGCCAGGAUGGCCUCCGAGGAGCAGCUGAACGGGGGCAGACAGUCAGACACCCGGCUCCAGAGCAGGAAACCGCCCAGCCUGGUCAUCAACAUCCCCCCGCCAGAGGAGGACAGGGGGGGCAGCAGCAAGCUGCUCCGACCGUCUCUGAAGAAGAGUGCAAGCCGGCGUGGGUCAAGUGAUGGGCAGUCUGACAGCGAUGCCCAGGAGAGACGCGGUGCGUUCCAGAGACAGAGCUCCCUCACACAGAACAUCCGCAGGGGCACUGCGCAGUGGUUCGGAGUGGGCAGCGACUGCGAGAGCAAGCAGCAGGAGUGGCAGCGCAAGAGUGUGCGGCACUGCAGCCAGCGCUAUGGGAAACUCAAAGCACAGUACAGGGACCUGGAGCUGCCCAGCCAGGACGGGCAGGAGUCCCCCGCACCCUGCAAGCUGCCAAAGAUUGUCGACCCUCUGGCCCGUGGGCGUGCGUUCCGGUACCCUGAUGAAACGGAUCAGCCACGGACCCCCCACCACACCCAUCCCCACCCCCCUCAGACCCCGGGCGUGACGUCGCUCAGCUCCUUCACCAGCGUGCGCUCCGGCUACGCCCGCCUGCCGGCCAGGAAGAGAGAGUCCGUGGCGCAGAUGAGCUUUCGCGCCGCUGCCUCCAUCUUCAAGGGGCGACCCGUGCUGUCCAGCUCGCUGCCCAAGAGGAGUCUCCCUCGACGCAGCUUCGCUCGGCCAAGCUGGCCGGAGGACGACAUCGUGGACACAGCAGACACCUUCGACUCCUCCUUUUUUAGUAAGAUGGACAUGCACGAGGAGAUGUGCUCGAUGGCAGACGACGUGUUUGAAUCCCCCCCACUCUCAGCCAGCUACGCCCCGCCUCCCCCAGCGCCCUUCGGAGGAGACAUGCAGCCAGGGGAGAGCAUGCAGCCCAGCAUUAAGGACGUGUCGAAGACCCCCGCUGUGGGCGGGUCCCCCCCUCGCAGGGGCCGGCGCAUCGCCUCGCAGGUGAAGCACUUUGCCUUCGACAAGAAGAGGCGUCAGUACGGGCUGGGGGUGGUGGGGAAGUGGAUGAACCGCACCUACCGUCGCAGCCUGAGCAGCACCGUGCAGAAACAGCUGGAGGACUUCAACAGCCACAGGCCCUACUUCACCUACUGGAUCACGUUCGUUCACAUCCUCGUCACUCUGCUGGCUAUCGGCACCUACGGCAUCGCCCCUGUGGGAUUCGCUCAGCACGUGUCCUCUGAUCUGGUCCUCCGAAACAAAGGGGUGUACGAAAGUGUGAAAUACAUACAGCAGGAGAACUUCUGGAUAGGACCCAGUUCAGACUCGUUGAUCCACCUGGGUGCUAAGUUCUCCCCAUGUAUCCGGCGUGAUGAGCAGAUCGCUGCUCUCAUCGAGAGGGCGAAGGAGAGGGAGAGGGGAUCAGGCUGCUGUGUCCAGAACGACAACUCCGGCUGCGUGCAGACCCUGCCUGACGACUGCUCAGAGACUCUCGCUAGCUUUGAGAAGUGGACUGAGAAGACUGGCCCCCCGAUGGAGGGUUCUGAUGGAGUGAGGUCAUCGGGAUCGGUGUGUCACCAGGACCCCCGGACCUGUGAAGAGCCUGCUUCCGCCGCGCCUCACAUCUGGCCGGACGACAUCACGAGGUGGCCGAUCUGCACCUAUCAGGGCAAGAAUAACCACACAGGCCUGAAGCACAUGGAUUGUGCCAUCAAGGGCAGACCCUGCUGCAUCGGGACCAAGGGAAGGUGUGACAUCACCACUCGUGAAUACUGCACUUUCAUGCAGGGAUACUUCCAUGAGGAGGCCACGCUCUGCUCACAGGUGCACUGUCUGGACAAGGUGUGUGGUCUGCUGCCCUUUCUGAACCCAGACUUUCCAGACCAGUUCUACAGACUGUGGCUCUCCUUGUUUCUGCAUGCUGGGGUUAUCCACUGCGCCGUGACAGUGGUCUUCCAGAUGACGGUGCUGAGGGACCUGGAGAAGCUGGCGGGCUGGCUGCGCAUCUCUAUCAUCUACAUCCUGAGCGGCAUCACUGGGAACCUGGCCAGCGCCCUGUUCCUGCCCUACCGAGCCGAGGUGGGGCCGGCGGGCUCCCAGUUCGGCUUGCUCGCCUGCCUGUUUGUGGAGCUGAUCCAGGGCUGGCAGAUCCUGGAGAAGCCGUGGAAGGCGUUUUGCAAGCUGCUGGGCGUGGUGCUCUUCCUGUUCCUGUGCGGGCUGCUGCCCUGGAUCGACAACAUCGCACACAUCUUCGGCUUCCUGAGCGGACUGCUGCUGUCCUUCGCCUUCCUGCCCUACAUCACCUUCGGCACCUCGGACAAAUAUCGCAAGCGCGCCCUCAUCCUCCUCUCCCUGCUCGCCUUCCUGGGGCUCUUCUCCUUGCUCAUCGUCUGGUUCUACAUCCACCCCAUCCACUGGCACUGGCUGGAACACCUCACCUGCCUGCCCUUCACCAGCAAUUUCUGUGAGAAGUAUGACAUCGACCACGUGCUUCACUAGCCUCCCUCCAGCUGUGCAGUCCAGGGGGGCUGCCCGAGCGAGCGGUGUGGCUGUGCAGGGGGGGGGCAAGGAGGCAGGCUCACUCAGGCCACACUGUGUGCUGCUUACUACAGACUUUACAUUUAUGAGAGAGAGGGAGAGGGAGUUAGGAGUCAUCUUUAGUUUUAUACAUGCUUUGAGGGCCCAGGGGAGCAAGGAGUGGGGACAGUAGGAAGGGCUAGCUGCCCUGGGAGCUGCCUUGCAUGUCAUCGGGGAACAGUACUCCAGGAUUAUGGGUCUUUUGAAUUUUUUUUAAAACUACAAUUCGUGAGCCUCUGAGAAUUUGGUACGGAUUUGAAAAGAAAGAGAGGUGCAUUUCCUUCAAUCGCAUUGAGUUACGACCAAGUCUAAGAAAAAAGGGCUUUGUGUGUAAUACACGGGGUAUGCUAGCUGUGUUCUGCUACUCCUCAUCAGUGUGCGGUGUUGACUCAG
This is a messenger RNA of Polyodon spathula (Mississippi paddlefish), 3121 nucleotides long. RefSeq names its product inactive rhomboid protein 2-like. Gene Ontology annotation, cellular component: endoplasmic reticulum membrane. The record is from RefSeq and is a predicted model, not a curated record. Bases 170 to 2650 code for a protein of 826 amino acids. Gene Ontology annotation, molecular function: serine-type endopeptidase activity. The transcript has 19 exons. Gene Ontology annotation, biological process: regulation of protein secretion; regulation of epidermal growth factor receptor signaling pathway. Lineage: Eukaryota; Metazoa; Chordata; Actinopteri; Acipenseriformes; Polyodontidae.